Messenger RNA from Calliphora vicina (urban bluebottle blowfly), 1943 nucleotides. It is a transcript of the gene GPHR, whose product is annotated as golgi pH regulator. The record is from RefSeq and is a predicted model, not a curated record. Gene Ontology annotation, cellular component: Golgi cisterna membrane. The transcript is spliced from 7 exons. Gene Ontology annotation, biological process: intracellular pH reduction. Gene Ontology annotation, molecular function: voltage-gated monoatomic anion channel activity. The coding region runs from base 156 to 1523 and encodes 455 amino acids. Lineage: Eukaryota; Metazoa; Arthropoda; Insecta; Diptera; Calliphoridae.
UUUUUUUUUUUUUGAUUUUUUGCUAAGAGGUGUUGGCGUUUUUUAAACGAUUUCCCCAAUUUUCCGUAAAUUGAAUCUUUUAUUUACCAAGAAAAUGCUAAAAAAGUGUUAACUAUUUAAUAAACCAUAAAGUCUUAAGCAAAUUAUUUACGACCAUGGCAUUUUUAGAUGAUUGUGUUAUAGUGUUUGUGUCCCAGGUAUUAUUCUUUGCUGGCGGCUGGAUAUUCUUUGUUAAACAAUUAUUUAAGAAUUAUGAGAUACGUCACAUUUCAGUACAAUUGAUAUUUUCGGUGACAUUUGCCCUGUCACUGACUAUGUUUGAAUUGAUUAUUUUUGAGAUUUUGGGUGUCUUGGAUUCCAGCUCGCGUUAUUUUCACUGGCGUUUGGGCCUGACUUCGUUGCUGCUAAUGAUUAUUGCGGUUAUACCUUUAUAUAUUUGUUAUUCCGUCAUACAUAGUAUAUCGUUUGUUUCUGAAAAAUGGGUUCGUAUUAUGACCAUCUGUUGUUGGUUUAUAUUCCUCUAUGGUCUGUGGCGCAUAGGAGAACCCUUUCCCCUGCUUAGUGUUUCCAAUGGCAUAUUAACAAUCGAACAAGGUGUGUCACGCAUUAGUGUUAUAGGCGUAACAGUAAUGGCCAUUUUAUCGGGUUUCGGAGCGGUCAAUUGUCCCUAUCAAUCAAUGACUUAUUUCAUAAGACCAGUUUCCCAAACUGAUAUUAUCAACUUGGAAAGAAGACUGCAAUUAACCGUUGAUAUGUUAACGUGUAAAAAGAAGCGUGUGGCUUUGGAAAUGCAUCGGCGUAAUAAGACCAAUCAAACCAGGCCCAGGCUAUGGAGUAUAUUAAGUUCGGCGGUGAAUAGAAUGGAUUCAGGGGGAGAAAAUAUCAAUCAAUUGCGCAUGGAAAUCUAUGGCUUGGAAGAGCUGUUGCGCCAACUAUUUUUGGAAAUCAACUAUUUGAAAAACAUGCAGGAACGCCAAAAAUGGUCCCAAACCCUACAGGGCAAAUAUUUUAAUGUUAUAGGGCAUUUCUUUAGUGUCUACUGUUUGUGGAAAAUAUUUAUUUGCUGUGUUAAUAUAAUAUUCGAUAGAGUGGGACGCAAAGAUCCAGUCACCAAAGGCCUAGAAAUAGCCGUACACUGGUGUGGUUUCGAUAUAGAUUUGGCAUUUUGGAAUCAACAUAUCUCCUUUCUGCUGGUAGGCUGUAUGGUGGUUACCUCUAUCAGAGGUUUAUUAUUAACUUUAACUAAGUUUUUCUAUCGCAUUUCCUCUAGCAAAUCUUCCAAUAUUAUAGUGUUAAUUUUGGCCCAAAUAAUGGGCAUGUACUUUUGUUCCUCCGUCUUGUUAAUGCGCAUGAAUUUGCCCGCCGAAUACCGUGUCAUUAUAACCGAAGUUUUGGGCAAUUUACAUUUCAAUUUCUAUCAUCGUUGGUUUGAUGUUAUAUUCCUGGUCAGCGCCUUAUCCACCAUUGUUGUAUUGUAUUUAUCCCAAAAGCCCUGGAAUUAUGGUGAUUCCUCUUUAGAUUAAUUAUUAAAUUUUUAUUUAUCUACAAAUUAAAAGUAUUUUGAUAUACUUGUCAUCUAUAUAUGCGUAUGAUGUGUAAAUUAUAUUACAAUUUAAGACCAUAUUCUUUAAUUUUCUUUUAAAAUUUUAGAAUAUUUUCAUUUAUAGAUAUCUGUUUGCCUAAAAAAGACUUGUUUUCUUCUUACUUCUUACUUUUAUUAUCUUGUGUCUCUCUUUAUCUUUAUAUAUUUAAAAAAAAUAUAAUUUAUAUAUUUAAUUUGCAUUAAAUUUAAUAUUUAAUAUAUAUUUUAUGCACAAUAUCUAAUUUAAACACAUUUAUAUAUAUCUUAUUUAUAAAUAUAAGUUAUAUUUAGUUAAAUAGAUAAACCUUAAAACCAAAAGAAUUUAAAUAAAUAAAACAUCUUAUAUAUUUUUGUGUAAAAA